Molecule: messenger RNA, 996 nt
Organism: Musa acuminata AAA Group (dessert banana)
Lineage: Eukaryota; Viridiplantae; Streptophyta; Magnoliopsida; Zingiberales; Musaceae
Product: plasma membrane-associated cation-binding protein 1
Exons: 5
Coding region: 140-760 (206 amino acids)
Cellular component (GO): plasma membrane
Source: RefSeq, a predicted model, not a curated record
CACGUGUCGGGGUGUUUUGGUGGCUGGUCCUCCUAUAUUUUUCCUGGGGAAGCCUGGUGACCUCCCCUGUGCUCCUCCUGUCCAUCCUACACGGCGUUGGUGAUUCGAUUGUCGGAGGGGGAAUAGACGGAGAUCAGAGAUGGUGAACUACUGGAAGUCCAAGGUCCUUCCGAAGAUUAAGACGGUCUUCGACAGGAACGGCAAGAAGGCUGCUGCAGCCGAGGCAUGCAAGUCCUUCGACGAUUCCAAGGAGGACAUCACCAAGGAGCUGGAGGAGAAGAAGGUUGACCUCCAGCCCAAAGUUGUAGAGAUCUAUGAAGCUUCUGCCGUUACGAUCAAGACUUUGGUGAAGAAUCCUACGGAGUCAGGAUUGAAGAAGGGAUCGACUGUCGUGGUUAAGUUCAUCGAGGAACUAGUGAAGAUCGAGUUCCCUGGUUCCAAGCCAGUAAGCGAGGCUGCGACCAAGUAUGGCCCAGCCCUCGUCUCCGGCCCCGUGAUCUUCAUCUUCGAGAAGGUGUGCACCUUACUCCCCGCCGAAGAGCCGCCUGCUCCCUCCGAGCCGGAACCUGCCGCCACCGCCGCCGUCGAGAGCGCCAGCAAGGAGAUCACACCGGAGGCUGCCGAGGAGAUCAAGAAGGAAGAGGCCGAGAAGGUGGAGGAGACCCCAGCUCCCCCUGCUCCCGCCGAAGAGGCGCCGGCACCUCCGGAGCCCGAACCGGCGAAACCGGACGAGCCUGCACCUGAACCUGCCAAGGCUUGAACACCUCAGCUCUCCCCUCCAUAUCAUUCCAUGCAUGGACUUGUACAUCUGCCUUCGCCACCUGCUCUAUGUUUGCAUCAUUUGUUAUUCUUUCUUUGACCUCUUUGCUACAUCACGCCCUAUUGUCUCUCUCCUGUACGUACCUGUCACGAAGUUUCUUUCCUUUUGCAUCUGUGAAGAACAUGCAAACUGUGUAUGAUAAUACUACAUGAUUAAGUGCUGUCUGGUUCACUGUA